Molecule: messenger RNA, 525 nt
Organism: Striga asiatica
Lineage: Eukaryota; Viridiplantae; Streptophyta; Magnoliopsida; Lamiales; Orobanchaceae
Source: the annotation of a GenBank genome assembly
AUGCCGCUCGAAGUUCCCGGGCUGUAUGCUCUUCUCGUCCUCGUCGAACAAGCUGAAGAGGUACGCGUCGAGCGGGCCGGGCCUCAUGGGAGUCCCUCGGCCCGAAGAGAUUCGGGCCAUGACCCCUUGGUUGAAGCGGCGGGCGUACUCAAGGUUCGCGUUGCGGUCGCCGUCGGUGGGCCAGCCGAUCUCGCCGACUAUGAUGGGGAUGUUGGCGUAACCGUUUCGGCGGAGGGCCCACACGAGGGUGCCGGAGUCGUCGACUGGGGUGGCGCCGGUGCCGUCGAAGAAGGCGUACUCGACGGGGAAAUUUGGGUCGGUGUAGAGAGAGAUGAAAGGGUAGAUGUUGACGGUGAAGGGGGAUUGGGUGUCGCUGAGGAGGCGGACGAUGGGGAGGAUGAAGUCGUGGAUGUCAGCGCGGAAGUCGCCGCCGGAAGGGGCGCCGAUUCGAUUAUGGACCGAGCACAAUUUGAGACUCUUAAUGACGAGCGAGUAGUUGAUUUUGAGAGAAAUGGAGCAAUGUAA